Messenger RNA from Myotis brandtii (Brandt's bat), 4963 nucleotides. It is a transcript of the gene FOXJ3, whose product is annotated as forkhead box J3. Bases 179 to 2146 code for a protein of 655 amino acids. Gene Ontology annotation, cellular component: nucleus. Gene Ontology annotation, biological process: regulation of transcription by RNA polymerase II. The record is from RefSeq and is a predicted model, not a curated record. The transcript is spliced from 12 exons. NCBI's taxonomy places the organism in Eukaryota, Metazoa, Chordata, Mammalia, Chiroptera, Vespertilionidae. Gene Ontology annotation, molecular function: RNA polymerase II cis-regulatory region sequence-specific DNA binding; DNA-binding transcription factor activity, RNA polymerase II-specific.
UCAGAUUCUCUUUGUGGCCAGAUGGGUUUGUAUGGACAGGCUUGUCCAUCUGUAACUUCAUUAAGAUUUAACUCAGGCUUUCCCUCACUUUGGAACUCCUAGAUUUGUGAAUAUUGGAUAUUUUGAGAAGCAGGGGUUCUUUCCUUGAUACUGACUAAGGAGUCUAUUUACCUUCAGGAUGACAUCUGAAUUGGAGAGCAGCCUAACAUCUAUGGACUGGUUACCACAGCUCACCAUGAGAGCAGCCAUUCAAAAAUCUGAUGCUACACAAAAUGCACAUGGAACAGGAAUUUCCAAGAAGAAUGCACUCCUUGACCCAAAUACAACUCUGGACCAGGAAGAAGUCCAACAGCACAAAGAUGGGAAACCUCCUUACAGUUACGCCAGCCUCAUUACAUUUGCCAUUAAUAGCUCACCCAAAAAGAAAAUGACCCUAAGUGAGAUUUACCAGUGGAUUUGUGAUAACUUCCCAUAUUAUAGAGAGGCUGGCAGUGGUUGGAAGAAUUCCAUACGACAUAAUCUGUCUCUGAACAAGUGUUUCCUUAAAGUGCCUCGAUCCAAGGAUGACCCUGGAAAGGGGUCCUAUUGGGCAAUAGACACCAAUCCGAAGGAAGAUGCGCUGCCUACUCGGCCAAAGAAGAGAGCACGAUCUGUAGAACGGGCCUCAACUCCAUAUAGCAUAGAUUCAGAUUCUUUGGGAAUGGAGUGUAUUAUUUCGGGAAGUGCCUCUCCAACUCUGGCAAUCAACACUGUGACUAACAAAGUAACAUUGUACAACACUGAUCAGGAUGGUAGUGAUAGUCCACGCAGUAGCCUUAACAACAGUCUCUCAGACCAGAGUUUGGCAUCUGUUAAUUUGAAUAGUGUUGGAAGUGUGCAUAGUUAUACACCGGUGACAAAUCAUCCAGAACCAGUCUCUCAGUCAUUAACUCCCCAGCAGCAGCCACAGUACAACCUUCCAGAAAGAGACAAACAACUACUUUUCUCAGAAUAUAAUUUUGAAGAUCUCAGUGCCUCAUUUCGGAGCCUUUAUAAGUCAGUUUUUGAGCAGUCACUUAGUCAGCAAGGUUUGAUGAACAUCCCUUCUGAAUCUUCCCAGCAGUCCCAUACUUCGUGUUCCUAUCAGCACUCUCCUAGCAGUACAGUGAGCUCUCACCCACACGGCAACCAAAGCAACCUGUCCAACAGUCAUGGCAGUGGCCUCAAUACCACAGGCAGUAAUUCGGUUGCACAAGUCUCGCUGUCCCACCCCCAGAUACACACACAGCCGUCUCCACAUCCACCCCAUCGACCACAUGGUUUACCACAGCAUCCGCAGCGUCCCCAGCAUCCAGCAUCGCACCCACAACAACACAGCCAGCUCCAGUCCCCUCAUCCCCAGCACCCUUCUCCACAACAACACAGCCAGCUCCAGUCCCCUCAUCCCCAGCACCCUUCUCCACAACAACACAGCCAGCUCCAGUCCCCUCAUCCCCAGCACCCUUCUCCACAACAACACAGCCAGCUCCAGUCCCCUCAUCCCCAACACCCCUCUCCACAUCAACACAUGCAGCAUCAUUCGAACCAUCAGCAUCAGGCGUUAACACAUCAGGCACCCCCAACCCCACAACAAGUAUCCUGUAAUUCUGGUGUUUCAAGUGAUUGGUAUGCAACACUUGAUAUGCUAAAAGAAAGCUGUCGAAUUGCUAGCAGUGUUAAUUGGUCAGAUGUAGACCUUUCACAGUUCCAAGGUUUGAUGGAGAGUAUGAGACAGGCAGAUCUCAAGAACUGGUCUUUAGAUCAGGUUCAAUUUGCUGAUCUCUGUUCUUCUCUUAAUCAAUUCUUUACACAAACUGGCCUUAUCCACUCACAGAGUAAUGUUCAGCAAAAUGUCUGUCAUGGUGCCAUGCAUCCAACAAAACCCUCCCAACACAUUGGAACAGGAAAUUUGUACAUAGACUCCAGGCAAAGUCUCCCUCCUUCAGUGAUGCCACCUCCUGGUUAUCCUCAUAUCCCACAGGCACUCAGCACUCCAGGAACAACGAUUACAGGCCACCACGGAGCUAUGAACCAGCAGCACAUGAUGCCUUCCCAAGCCUUCCAGAUGCGGCGCUCUCUGCCUCCAGAUGACAUCCAGGAUGACUUUGAUUGGGAUUCAAUUGUGUAGAGCUUGUUUCUGCAAGACCGCACCCCAGCGUCACCUUUCUGUGCAGUGAAGGGAAAGGUUUAAGAGAAUCCAGUUGAAAAAACAAAGUUGCUAAUCACUUUACCAAUGUUAUAAAAAUUUCUUUUGAAGACAAUCAAAAAGAUUUUAGCUGGAUAACUUUGCUUUUAUCUGACCCAAACAAGUACUACAUGUUUGUCUCCUGCCAGCUCUCCUGUGUAGCUCCUAACUGUUGUGUGAUUUAAACAGCUUUUGCAUAUUUGUGUCAAUUUGAUGUUGACCACAAGUGCCAGACUGAUUUUUCAGACAGAGCCUGUUUUGCUGCAAGCAGUUUAUAGAUACAUGUGUGUAAAUAUAUGUACAAAAUUUACUGAAAGGCUUCAAUUUUUUCUGAUUGGAUUAUUAGAUCUUGAAAAGAAAGUUACUGUGAGUUUUUAUUCCUUGUUAGGCUAUUUUCUGCAGGAUGCUUUUAACUGAUGUGGGCAACUGAAAGGAAAUAGGUUUUUUUUAAAGCCCAGUUCCCUUUAUUUAAUCUUUUCAGAAAUGUGGGUAUUGAGUUCUACCCAGUAAGUAAAAAACCCAGAGUUUGAUACUCUGACAGUCCAGAGGGGCACGUUGAGAACUGACCAAAUUUGUUUUGAUGCUUGGGGAUUGUAGAGUUUAUGUUGUACCUUGUCAGUGUCUGUUUUCCUAAGUCUGCAUUAUAAUAGCUCUAAAAUUUAUUUGAUUGAUUAGAAGCUGGUCAUUGCUUGGCUCUUUAAACAGAUCUCGAUCUCCACUUAUUUAUUAUUCAAAGUGUUAUUUUAAUAUUUAUUGCUACCUUCUGUGAAUGCUCAGCUCUAAUUGGAUUUGUUAAGGAGAAAUGGGGUAUCUGAAAGCACAGAAAUAUUUUUCUUGAUAAGAGUUUGCAGAUAAGACAAUCAGAGAUUGUGUUAUUCUUGUGACCAUCACUCCUCAUACCAUGUGAGCAUAUUUCUCUGUCUUAGCAUUCCUGCUGAUUGAAACUUAUUAGCUAAAUAGGAUUCUUUCUAGAAUUUGAAUCCAUUCAUUUGGGCAACAAACGGCAGGGCAUUGUUUAUAAAGCAAGUGUUCUCAUUCACUCUCUUUCCAUUUAGGAAACACUGACAGGAGGAUGGAGAGACACUUAUUGUUAGUGGCCUGCUGUGUCUGCUGUCCUGUGUUUCUGGGGUUGCAUGGCAUUUGGAUACUGUCUUGGAAAUGCAACCAGCCUCUUAGGGGCUUUUCUUAGUCAUUGUUUGUUUAUUGUUUUGAUUCAUAUAUCACAGUUACUUUGCAUGGAUUGUCUUAGUUUUCUAAAAGAAAUGAGAUUUUUAAAAAUGAAUAGGUUUUGAUUGGUUCCUUAGACAAAAAAAAAAAAGCAGAAUUUCUUUCAGUUCUAAUGGGAAAAUAUGUUCCAUCAAAUCAAGGAGUAAUAACUGCUCACUGGUUGCUUUUUAGCAUCUAUAAUCUCUGUCAGCCAUGCUUAAAUCACUUUAAUUAGCUUAGUGAUUCUGUGAUGAGUAAUCUCUACUUGAACUGAACAUACAUCUUUGUUUCUAUAUGUGUGUAUGUGAGAGUAUUUGAACAAAGUAUGGGGGGUUUUUUUGUGUGUGUUUUUUUUAUGGAGUGUUGCCUUGAGUGAAUCACUGGGAAGCCAGCCAUGGUAAAGGCUGGUGAGGUUGGGGAGAAAGGAAGGCCUUUAUGUUCCUGUUUUUUGGACCCUACUUGGCAUGAAAAAGGAAGCUCAGUUCCAGCCCCUUGGAUCAGUGGAAAUCAGAGGAUUCUGGCAAGGCAGCCAACAGGCCCCUCUUAGAUAGAUCAGAGGCAAGAUGAGAUAGCAGCCUGCAGAGUAAACGCUUGAUAAAGGGGUGUGUGUGAGAGAUUUUAAAUAGUCUGUUCAAGUCACUGUUUUCUAGAUACCAAAAUGACUGUUUUGAAACUUCUAAUUGCUUGGGGAGCAAAAUGCACUUUAAACAAUUUGGGUAUUGGAAUGCAGUCUCUUAUAUUGAAUGAUUUGAGUAGAAACCACUGAUGAAGAUUUUUCAAAUCGUGUGAAGCUAAUUUCCUAUUUGGCAAUCUGAUUUGCAGUGAUCAAUAUUUUUAUAAGAAUUUAAACUUACCAAGAAUGGCACUGGAGGCAGAGCCUCCAUCCAGACCCAUCCCACUCUUGUGAUUCAGUGACCUGGGAGCCCAGGACAGGCCUCAGCGGGCUCCAGGCCUGGCAGGGCUACCUGGUGAGGUGCAGAGCAUCCCUCUAGUGGCCAUUUCAGUUGGUAGUUAUUAAUUCAGAGUAAGUUCUGUCUUGGGCUUAAAUUGACUGAAGACUUUUGGGGGAAAGAAUAAUAAAUGCAUAUAAUCAAAUGGGAGUACUCUGUCCAGGAGAAUAAUCCGACUGGCAUUUGUGGUAGUUUUUGAAAUGUAAAUGUAUUCAUGUGUGUACUUGUAAAUACGUGUCUCUCAGAUGUCCUUUGAAGUGGGAGGGAAUCAAUCGGGAUUAUUUCAAAUGGAAUAGAGUAUUUUGAUAUUGUUCAUUCAGAGGGUGAUGUGUACAUAUCUAUAUUGUAUAUAUGUGAUGAAAAUGCAUUGGCUUUUUGUGCAAACACAAUCUGCUCUCUGUACUGCUGUUGGACAGUCAGUGUUUUAAUGUUUCUACAGUUUUGCUAUUGCACGAUUUCAUAUUUUGCCCGUAUGAUGAACGGCACCCCAUUCUUUGUAACUGUUUAGUGCUGUAAAGAAAUAUCCCAAGUGUCAUUAGAAUUGUUGCUGCCAGAAUUGAUAUGCAUGAAUGGCACUUAAAAUAAAUAUAUAAUGUUAACUCUA